AAUUAACUGAGCACCUGUGGCAGUGCGAUUUGUAGUUGUAGAGAAAAGCCACACAUGUGUAUCAGUAAAUUUGAAGUCACAGAGUGAAAUGUUUUAAGAGUUGCAAACCUGUAGCCUUUUUUUCUCUCCCACAAACACAACACAACAGUUACACCUUCUCAAAUUCUUCAUUGCAGGUGCACAAAUCCUAUUCUACAAAUCACACAUUUAGAAACUCGUACGCUCACAUUUUUGAAACAAUUGCUGCAGUGAAUGUGGUGCAAAACGCAUUUACACACCCGCAUCAAGAAAUGUGCAGUCGUGGAGAAAUGUUGAACAUCCGCAAAUCAGUACGUGAAUUCAUCAAAUGAGAGUUGCACACUUGUAGAAUAUUUUCUCAGAAUGUCUUGUAUAUUUUUCUAACACAAACACAAAGUACAUAACUACAGCUUCUUGAAUCUGCUGCGAUGAAGCUCAAACACUGUUUUUUCGCUUUCAAGCGACAAGUUUCGCGCUCUCCCUUUUGCACCGAGAUAUUUGGUUCAAAAGUGAUUUGUGCAUCUGUAGAGGUAGUGGGCGGGACUGUUUAGAGAUUACAGAAUUUCAGCCAAUCAGAAGAGCUUACUGAGCCGGUAGAUAUACGCCCCAAGCAGUUUUACGCCCCUGUUGUUCCUCAUGCGUCCAGUAGGGGGAGGCAGUAUAUUAGUAUAUGAGCCCAGUCAUUUAUAAGAACAGCAGACCAUAUCUAUAUGUAUGAUAGCAGCAGACCUUCUUGAAGCGAUACGGAUGAGUGUUCCAUCAAUAUUGUUCAUUGAAGAUCAGGAGCGAAUUGAUGUUAUCUACACUCAGAUGACUUCAAUUUUGGAUGGCACACCUACACACACCCACAGUGACCAGAUCAGAUUCAUUAUGGAUGUCCCUUUUCCAGAGUCCAUCAUCUGUGCUCUUGCUGUUGUGAAAGAUGUGUCCAUCUUGGAGGCUGAGGAGAAAUUCCUUCGAGGACCUGUCAUUGACGCAAGUGAGUGGGAUCACUUUGACCGCAGGAUAAAGAAACAAUUAAAGAAGAGUGGCAAACCAUAGGAGAGUCAUCUACAGGAGUCAUGCUGUUAAGAAAUAACCAAGUCAUGGUGUUAAUAAAUUUUUUUUGUGAACAACAAUAUUGUCUUUCUUUUAAAUGACCCUUGGAACUUUAGAAAAUUGUUAAAUUUUGUUGGUCUUCAUAAAAUGCUAUGUAGAACAUGUUCUGUUGCUGUAUAACGAGCAAUUGUGAAUUGUAAAGCAAAUAUUUCAUUUAGGAUC
Messenger RNA from Carassius gibelio (silver crucian carp), 1278 nucleotides. Its product is annotated as PWWP domain-containing DNA repair factor 3A-like. The coding region runs from base 733 to 1059 and encodes 108 amino acids. NCBI's taxonomy places the organism in Eukaryota, Metazoa, Chordata, Actinopteri, Cypriniformes, Cyprinidae. The transcript has 4 exons. The record is from RefSeq and is a predicted model, not a curated record.